Molecule: messenger RNA, 807 nt
Organism: Pygoscelis adeliae (Adelie penguin)
Lineage: Eukaryota; Metazoa; Chordata; Aves; Sphenisciformes; Spheniscidae
Gene: RIT2
Product: Ras-like without CAAX 2
Exons: 5
Coding region: 154-807 (217 amino acids)
Biological process (GO): positive regulation of neuron projection development; Ras protein signal transduction
Cellular component (GO): plasma membrane
Molecular function (GO): GTPase activity; GDP binding; calmodulin binding
Source: RefSeq, a predicted model, not a curated record
GUGUGAGGCUGCUAAAUCGUACCUCUUGUAUGAUACCUUUCCUUUCUGCCUUUUUUUUUCCCUAACACAGCUUUUACAGUUGUUUGAUAUCAGAGAAAGCACCUGCCAGUUGCUUUUUCUUCCCUUUUGCUCCCUUCUUCUGCCUCGUGCAAGAUGGAGCUAGAAAAUGAAAUGAUCAGCUCCUCCAGCAAUUCUUCAGCAGGCUCCAGAGAGUACAAGGUGGUGAUGCUAGGAGCAGGGGGAGUUGGCAAAAGCGCAAUGACAAUGCAGUUCAUAAGCCAUCGUUUCCCUGACUAUCAUGAUCCAACUAUAGAGGAUGCCUAUAAAACUCAAGUCCGAAUUGAUGACGAACCAGCCUAUUUGGACAUUCUAGACACUGCUGGACAGGCAGAAUUCACAGCCAUGAGAGACCAAUACAUGCGAGGCGGAGAAGGCUUCAUUAUCUGCUAUUCCAUCACAGACCGCCAAUCCUUUCAAGAAGCUGCUGAGUUUAAGGAACUCAUUUAUCGUGUCCGGCACACCUAUGACAUCCCCUUAGUGCUGGUGGGAAACAAAAUAGAUCUUGAAGAGUUCAGGCAGGUCUCAACUGAAGAAGGAAUGAGCUUAGCCAGAGAAUACUCCUGCUCCUUUUUUGAGACUUCAGCUGCUCUCCGCUUCUACAUUGAUGAUGUCUUUCAUGGACUAGUGAGGGAAAUCCGAAGGAAAGAGUCUUCACUGCCCAUGGUAGAGAAGAAGAUGAAGAGGAAAGAUAGUCUGUGGCGAAAGCUGAAAGGUUCCCUGAAGAAAAAGAAGGAAAGUACAACCUGA